Talaromyces stipitatus ATCC 10500 is the source of this 2036-nucleotide messenger RNA. RefSeq lists its product as uncharacterized. Gene Ontology annotation, molecular function: spermine transmembrane transporter activity; spermidine transmembrane transporter activity. The transcript has 4 exons. The coding region runs from base 116 to 1366 and encodes 416 amino acids. NCBI's taxonomy places the organism in Eukaryota, Fungi, Ascomycota, Eurotiomycetes, Eurotiales, Trichocomaceae. Gene Ontology annotation, biological process: spermine transport; spermidine transport; transmembrane transport. The record is from RefSeq and is a predicted model, not a curated record.
AUGUUUUCACCGUGUUAUCCGAGUUAUCUCCUCAUUUUCAUUAAUUGCUACUUAACUACCUAACUAGUACCUAGUAGGCAGCAUAUCCUUACUGGAACCUCCAACUGCUUGAAUAAUGCCCUCCGAAAAGACAUUAACUGAGACUGUUCCAGUAACGGACUGGGACAGUGAUAGCAGAAACCCCCACAACUGGCCGACUUGGAAGAGAGCCUACCACUCUGUUCUACCUGCCGUCUUUGGCCUGGUGGUGACUGUCGGCUCAUCAAUAUACACAUCUGCCGUUGACGAUGUGAAAAAAGCCUUUCAUAUCUCCGAUGUCGCCGCCACUGUUCCUUUCUCCCUCUUCCUACUGGGCUUGGGCUUUGGCCCAAUGCUUGCAGCGCCAUUGAGCGAGAAUUUCGGCCGGACAUCGAGCUAUGUGAUCUCUCUCCCAAUAUACGCAUUAUUCACUCUAGGAGCGGGCUUUUCACACACAUUUGGUGCUCUUGUGGCAUGUCGUUUUCUGGCUGGCAUUUUUGCGAGCCCCCCUCUAGUCGUGGGUGCUGGCACUAUUGCAGAUAUUUGGAAACCAGAGCACCGCGCCCUUACAACUACUCUCUUUGCUCUCUGUCCCUUUCUAGGUCCGGCAUUGGGUCCUGUAAUGGGCGGAUUUGCCGUUGCAGCCAAAGGCUGGCGAUGGACACAAUGGAUCAUCUUAUUCUGGGCCGUUUUUGCCUAUCUGCUCGUCCUGGGCAUGCACGAAACGUACAAGAAAAUUAUCGUCGCGCGAGCAUCCAAAAAAGCAGGAGGCCACUUCACACCACCAGGUCCAUCAGGCCGCGAAGCCAUAAUACUCCUCUUUCAGGUCACCCUGAUCCGGCCUAUAAAGAUGCUUUACUCAGAGCCCAUUGUUAUUGCAUGGUCCCUUUACAUUGGCUUUACUUUUGCCGUGCUCUAUUCUUUCUUCGCUGCGUUUCCGUACGUGUACGCGACGGUAUACGGGUUUGACAUUCAGCAAAUCGGCCUUACAUUCAUUCCCGUUGCCAUUGGUACUGUCCUUGGUUCCAUUACUUUCAUAUGGAUUGAUCAGACAAUCUAUCAGAAGCGUAAUGCACAGUGGACGGCUCAAGGAGGCACUGGUCGCCUUCCGCCAGAGCAGCGAUUAUAUGCUUCCAUGAUUGGAGGCUGCGGAUUGCCGAUUGGGUUGUUCUGGUUUGCAUGGACUGCUAGACCAGACAUACACUGGAUUAGCCCGAUGAUUGCCACCGUGGUCAUAGGUUGGGGGAACAUGUGCAUUACAGUUCGUUUUUCUUCCAUCCUCCCUUGUAUAAAAAGCAGCCAAAAAGAAAAAGAAAAAGAAAAAGGAGUCGAACUAACCAGGCAGUAGAUGAGUGGACUUUUGUAUCUCCUCGAUGUCUACGAUGCGCUCACCGGUGCAUCAGCAGUGGCCGCCGCCUCGCUGCUUCGUUAUGUACUUGCUGCGGCAUUCCCACUAUUCGUUAACCCCAUGUACAGAAACCUCGGCGUUGGCUGGGCUACGAGUGUGUUUGCGUUCAUCUCGGUUGCUUUGACGCCAAUCCCAUGGGUCUUUUAUCGUUGGGGGCUGAGACUGCGAUCGAGCAGCAAGGUUAUGGCAUCAUGAAUUUGCUCAGUUGGCAGUUUGAAAUAUGCCCAAGGCCAGGCCGGGUCACUUGAAAAAAAAAGAAAAAAGCACCUUGUUUCACUUUUUUUUUUUUUUUUUAGGUAAUACUUAAAAGUUGGUAUCAGGGGUAUAGAACCAGAGCUUGGUAGGGAGGGUAUCACGCAAUGCGAAAUCUGCUAUGGAGCAGCAUUUUCAAAUUCGAACAUAGGUGUAUGUCAAUAACAACAAAAUCUGAAAAGCCGCAUUACUGUGCUCAUUAUGUAUUGGAAUUAUUCCUGUUUUGAGCCCUGUUCUGUCAGCGCAAAGCAAGCGUUAUGUGUGUGUGUGUGUGUGUGUCAUUGUUUAACGGCCGUAGAUCGUGAUUAAUUACUAUCUAGGUUGCAAGAGCAGCUAUCAGGUGCGUUGGCAGGUGCAG